Molecule: messenger RNA, 731 nt
Organism: Rhagoletis pomonella (apple maggot)
Lineage: Eukaryota; Metazoa; Arthropoda; Insecta; Diptera; Tephritidae
Exons: 3
Coding region: 1-660 (219 amino acids)
Source: RefSeq, a predicted model, not a curated record
AUGAAAGUUGAAAGCAAGCGAGAGCUCGCAUACCGCUCGGUAUGCGAGAAAAAGCAUGCUUCGUACUUUUUGCGGUCUACACGUGCGGUUUCUCGCAUGCGUCGUCACGCAAGCGAGAUUUUCCAGCACGUGAAGACGGCCGCCGAAGCUGUUGAUUUUUUGCAAGGGGAUAAAGAAGUGGUAUAUGGUUACCUUUUACCGACACUAGCAACUAUAUCUACAAAAUACAACAACCUAAUAAGGGCCGGAAAAUUGGUAUAUUUUUGGCAAAUAAUAUCCCCUUUGCUUGAAGCGGUAAAAGAACGGUUUAAAAAUUUUUAUGAGCUUAAGGAAGAAGUAACUUUAUCUGCUUUAUGCCCAGAUGUGAAGCUGCAAUGGGUUUAUGCUCUGGAUCCUAUAAACGGCGACGCAAAAGUUGCAGAAUUAAGUGAAAAAGUUAGAAAAAUUAUUUCGCGGAGUGCGCAAACGAUACCAUUGACCCAACUAUAUUUGCAAGCGACCGGCACCAAUUUUUCGACUUUGGACGCAGAAGUGAAGUCGCCACAUAUGAAAACUUUACAAUCAACAAAGCGGGAAAGGAGUACUGUAACUACAUUGCAGACCCAAGCACUAACAAGGAAAUGCUUUACAAGUACCCAGCAUUACAAAAGUGCUACUUAAAAUUUAAUACCCCUUUGCCUUCAUCAGCCGCGGUUGAAAGUUUGUUUUCUGCGGCGACAAUUUUGAACUCA